Messenger RNA from Medicago truncatula (barrel medic), 1983 nucleotides. Its product is annotated as aspartic proteinase nepenthesin-1. Gene Ontology annotation, molecular function: aspartic-type endopeptidase activity. The coding region runs from base 486 to 1841 and encodes 451 amino acids. Gene Ontology annotation, cellular component: extracellular region. The record is from RefSeq and is a predicted model, not a curated record. Lineage: Eukaryota; Viridiplantae; Streptophyta; Magnoliopsida; Fabales; Fabaceae. Gene Ontology annotation, biological process: proteolysis. The transcript has a single exon.
AACACCAAGACAAAUCAUAGCCUGGCCCUCGUUUAAUCCAAGAAAACUUCUCUUAAUUGUACGUGUUAGAAACCCCUAGCUUUAUUGUCACAACAAUGUUGCCUUAGCAUAAAUAUUGCCACUACGUUUAGGAAAUAUUAAAAUCUUUACCUACCAUAACGCAAGACCCGGUAUUUGUUGCGACACUACACUCAAUCACUCAUAUCUUAACUUCCCAUUCACCACUAUACCUAUUACGUCUCUCUAAUUAGUAAGAGAAUUUACCCUUUAUCUUCCUUCUCCACCACAUCAUAAUGGAAAAAACGUUACAAUUAAGAAACCCAUUUCUCAUGUGAUUAAAUUGAUUCUUCAGUUAAGACCUAAAUACCAUUAUUUGUCUAGCAAAAAAAAGUUAUAUAUAUUCCCACAAUUCCAAUCACCCUUCACCUUCACUCAACAUAAUUCAUUUACUUCAUUAUUUAUACAAGUCCUUUUUGUAUAACUUAAUGUUCAUGGCUACACAAAAUUGUUCAAAAUGUGUCAUGUUGGUAACACUACUAGUAACAAUUCUCUUUGUUCAUCCAACAUUCUCAACAUCAAGAGGGUCUCUCAACCAUCACCAAAUCUCUCAAGGCGGGUUCCGAAUCACUCUUCGCCACGUUGAUUCCGGCAAAAACUUGACUAAACUCGAGCGCGUUCAACAUGGCAUUAACCGGGGACAUAGCCGACUUCAAAGACUAAAUGCAAUGGUGUUAGCAUCAUCCACAACUGAAGAUUCAUCUCAAGUGGAAGCACCGGUUCACGCCGGAAACGGUGAGUAUCUAAUGGAACUAUCCAUUGGAACACCACCAAUUUCUUACCCAGCAGUUUUGGAUACAGGAAGUGACCUCAUAUGGACUCAAUGUGAACCUUGUUCACAAUGUUACAAACAACCAACACCAAUUUUUGAUCCAAAAAAAUCCUCAACCUUUUCUAAACUCUCAUGUAGUAGCAACCUAUGCAAUGCUUUACCUUCUCCAACUUGCAGCAACAAUGGUUGCAAUUAUGUUUAUUCAUAUGGUGAUUAUUCUAUGACACAAGGUAUUUUAGGUAGUGAAACAUUCACUUUUGGUGAUGAUAAAAAAAACCAAGUUUCAGUUAAAAACAUUGGUUUUGGUUGUGGUGAAGACAAUGAAGGAAAAGGGUUUGAACAAGCUUCAGGGUUGGUUGGAUUAGGACGUGGUCCUUUAUCUUUGGUUUCUCAAUUACAAGAACAAGAAUUCUCUUAUUGUUUAACCUCAAUGGAUGACACAAAACAAAGUGUUCUUUUGUUAGGUUCUCUUCCAAAUGUUAAUGCCACAAAACAGGUAACAACACCACUUAUCACAAAUCCAUUGCAACCAUCUUUUUAUUAUAUUUCACUUGAAGGUAUCUCUGUUGGUGACACAAAAUUGUCAAUUGAGCAAUCAACUUUUGAGGUUAGUGAUGAUGGAAGUGGUGGUGUAAUUAUUGAUUCUGGCACAACAAUUACUUACAUUGAAGAGAAUGCUUUUGAUUCAUUGAAGAAAGAGUUUACAUCUCAAACAAAAUUACCGGUCGAUAAAUCGGGUUCAACUGGAUUAGAUGUUUGUUUUAGUUUGCCAUCAGGGAAAACAGAAGUUGAAAUUCCAAAAUUAGUUUUUCAUUUCAAAGGUGGUGAUUUGGAAUUGCCUGGUGAAAAUUAUAUGAUUGCUGAUUCAAGUUUAGGUGUUGCUUGUUUAGCUAUGGGAGCUUCUAAUGGAAUGUCUAUCUUUGGUAAUAUUCAACAACAAAAUAUUUUGGUUAAUCAUGAUCUUCAGAAGGAAACUAUUACUUUUAUUCCUACUCAAUGUAAUAAGUUGUGAUUGAGUAUUUGUGUCAUAUGAACAUGAUGGACUCAUCAAAAUAUCUUUGUUUCUUUGUUUCUAAGUUACCUUUGUACUAAUAUUGUUGUUAUGAAUCUCUUAGUUCGUUAAUAAUAUGAAAGUUUUCUUUCCACAAAUCCAA